This is a messenger RNA of Bombus huntii, 2043 nucleotides long. RefSeq names its product phosphatidylcholine:ceramide cholinephosphotransferase 2-like. Gene Ontology annotation, biological process: ceramide biosynthetic process; sphingomyelin biosynthetic process. Bases 547 to 1803 code for a protein of 418 amino acids. Gene Ontology annotation, molecular function: ceramide cholinephosphotransferase activity; sphingomyelin synthase activity. Gene Ontology annotation, cellular component: endoplasmic reticulum membrane; Golgi membrane. The transcript is spliced from 6 exons. Lineage: Eukaryota; Metazoa; Arthropoda; Insecta; Hymenoptera; Apidae. The record is from RefSeq and is a predicted model, not a curated record.
UGCGCGGCGCCGCUCAUGGGCUUUCCAGUGGAGACUCGACGAAAGCUCCACUGUCUUUUCGUUCACAACUCAAGUUUCACUGUAACGAGACGAAAUGCGACCGUGGUAUCCAUCCGCGGAGUAUUUCUUCAAGAAAGUUAAACGCCUACGAGAUCGUAAGGACAUUUAACAAGAAGAUAUAGAGAGAAAAGACGAAGAAAAGCUCCGUCGCGGUAUGUCCUGGUGCGCGAUAUAUAUGUAUAUAUCGUGAUCGAAAUUUUGGAACAGCGUGCGACGAUAUUCGGGGACUGAAAAGGAAUUUACAGAGGUCCGCGAUGUGUUUCCUUUGCCGUUAGUUAUUCGUCUAUCUCUGCGUGUACGAGCACUUUGUUUUUGAUUGAUCGAUAAGCCGUGAAUUAGGUCGUCCACGAGUCGCGCCCUGAACAGAAACAUACGCAUACAAUUUGUGAACAGAAAGUUGAAAAAAUAUUCUAAAUUUGGUGUUCGAAAACGAGCAUCAAUCGACGUGUUCGACGAUAUUAUAUGUCUUGAGCAACGUCGACGUAUAUGAUGAAAUUGCAGCUGCUUGUAAUCGAAACGGAUUACUGCUGGAGGAAAGCGUUGCUUAGGAUGGUAUUGGACCCCAAGGUCACGAGUCUGCACAGUGAUUACGGAAGCUUCGAUCGACCAUUGGGCGCCGGAGAGGGCCACGAGAGGGACGUGGAGGCGACGGUUGAUGGAAGUAGCAACGGAAUGGCACAAUCGAGCGACGUUUAUCAACGGCAGCCAUUAUUACCUGGUGCACCGACCAAGGGCAAGGAUAAGUGGUCCGGGGUGGCAUCUGGUUCCGACUAUUACGUGGAUGACGAGGACGAGAAGAUCGACAGUCUUAGCCGGCAUCCUGGCAUACCGAAUGGCUCUGGAAAUGGUGUCGUUAAGCUCGACAUACCCGCGCCUCUUCGGGAAGAGCCCCGUUUUCCUAAAGAGAAGUGGAAAACGUUUCUUGCAUUUCUGUUCAUGGUCGUGAACUUCAUAUUGACUACUGCGUCCCUUGCAAUGGUCCACGAACGAGUCCCUGAUCGAAAUACAUACGGGCCGCUCCCGGAUGUAGUGUUGGACAAUGUCGCCGCUCAGGAUUGGGCCCUUAACGUGUCGGAAGUUUUAAUUAUGAUAAUGUCCAACUCAGCGAUGGUUUUUAUUAUUUUUCAUAAACAUAGGUUUAUCGUUGUUAGGCGAAUAUUUCUCUUGAUGGGACUGUUGUACAUGAUGAGGAGUAUCACAAUGUACGUGACGGUACUGCCUGUCGCCAGCAAAACGUAUUUCUGCAGUCCUAAAGCAAACAAUACGAGUCCGCUCCUCGUUAUAAAAAGGGUUUUGCAGCUCAUUUCUGGCUUCGGCUUGUCUAUAAAUGGCAAGCACACUUACUGCGGGGACUACAUUUACAGCGGUCAUACAGUCGUGCUUGUACUUAGUUACCUGAUUAUAAAGGAGUAUUCUCCAAGAAGGUGUCAACCAAUUCAUUGGCUUGCGGGCAUUACUGUUUUUGUUGGGGUAAUUAUGGUCUUGGUGGCUCACGGACAUUAUACCGUGGACGUCCUCAUAGCAUACUACGUAACUACACGCUUAUGGUAUAUCUAUCAUACGUUAGCUAAUAAUUCGCAUCUUAAGCAAUAUGAACCAAACAACUUUUUGGCCCGACUCUGGUGGUUCCCUAUUUUUAAAUAUUUCGAGAAAAACGUGGGCGGCACGGUGCCACGACAAUACGACUGGCCUUUACCCUGGCCUCGACGAUUCCUUGCCAAGCACCCUAAUCGGGACAGUUAAUGUCUGUCUUUGAUUUCGCGAUAGAGGCUGUCAAACAACGGAGUUACUUUGUUGUAAUUUGUAUAUAUAUAAACAUAUAUGUAUACGUAUCUAGGCUUACAAAAAUGUGAAGAUAAAGCUUUACUAGAGAGUGGUGCGAGAGAUGUGUGUGCAAGUUCUUGUCAUUGUAGACGAGUAUAUUUGCUCUUUUGAGACUUGACGAAAACUUGCGGUGUUCACUUCCUUAAAAAAAAAGCAAAA